This is a messenger RNA of Tachysurus vachellii, 2365 nucleotides long. Its product is annotated as hyaluronan-binding protein 2-like. The record is from RefSeq and is a predicted model, not a curated record. Gene Ontology annotation, molecular function: serine-type endopeptidase activity; calcium ion binding. The transcript is spliced from 13 exons. The coding region runs from base 98 to 2086 and encodes 662 amino acids. Gene Ontology annotation, biological process: proteolysis. Lineage: Eukaryota; Metazoa; Chordata; Actinopteri; Siluriformes; Bagridae.
ACACACACACACACACACAGAGGACCUUGACCUUCCUCCGAUUCAGCUAGAAGACUAGAGAGUAUCGCUCUCUGUUUUUUUUUCACCAACAGCCACAAUGAAGCUCAAGCUGCUCCUGCUGCUUCUUGUCUUCCUCUGUACCUUCAUCAUACCUGCACAGUUGUCAAAACAUGAAAACCAUCCAAAGCAUGAAAAAGAGCAUAAGAAGGAGAAACCAGGAGAGAGACAUGGCAAUAAACACGGAAAGCGACGGGGGAGAGUAGAGGACCUGCUGGCCGACUACGAUAAUGAGAGCAGUGAUGAUGAGGAUGAUGAAGACAGGGGCGAAUGGCUGUUUCAACUUCAAAAUGUCAGAGGGACCUGCAGCCCAAAUCCAUGCCUCAACAACGGAGUGUGUGAAGAAAAGAAAGGCAGAUACAAGUGCAAGUGUCCCAAACCUUUUAAAGGCAGGAGAUGUGAGAAAAGUAAAAAGGCAUGCAAGAAUGACACAUGUGGAUACGGUCAGUGUGUUCUUACAUCAAGUCCACCUUUCUACGAGUGCAAGUGUAAAGCACCGUUCCUACCCCCCAACUGCAAAAAAAUUGCCCCAUGCGAAAGGAACCCAUGUCGAAAUGGAGGAACCUGUCAGAAAGACGGUCAAGACUUCGACUGUAUCUGCUUGAAAGGUUUUUCUGGAAAAUUCUGUCAGGUUGGCCCGGAUGACUGCUAUGAAGGAAACGGUGAGUCCUACAGAGGGAGGGUAUCAGAGACAGAGGAUGGAGAAGAUUGUCUUUUCUGGAAUUAUUAUUUUCUCGUGACUAAAGGAACAAACCCCUUCACUACAUCUGACGACCAUUAUGGUUUGGGUCCUCACAACUUAUGCAGAAACCCAGAUGGCGAUUCAAAGCCAUGGUGCUUCAUACGAUCAGGAAAUAAGAUAAGAUGGGAUCAUUGUAAUGUGAGGAAAUGUCCUACUGAUCCCACUACCACUGCCUCUCCGACACUGAAGCCCACUAUAAACCCCAUACUACCGGAUUCUUCAGAAAGUCAAAUUACUGGAAGCAUUACAACAGGAUAUGGCACUACAACAUUAUAUGACACUGCAGAAACCCCCACAACAGCAAUAUAUGCUGCUGGAAGCACCAUAACAGGAAAUAAUGCCACUGGAAGCCUAAUCCAUAUAGGCGAUGAUAAUGGAGAACCUUCUCCAGUUAGUGAGGCUGAUGGAAGUAUAGGAAGCACCACACCAAAAACCCACACCCAAGAAAUGAUUACACAAGCUAUGACAGUAAAACCCACCAUCCUUCCACUGCAGACACAGUUUACAACAUGCGGCAAACCCCAACCAAAAAGCCCAAUACAUCGUAUUUACGGCGGUAUUAAGGCACUUCCUGGUGGCCAGCCAUGGCAGGCUUCAGUUCAGGUCAGAGCCAAAGGUUCAACUAUGCACUUCAGACAUGUAUGUGGAGGCACUCUCAUUAAACCAUGCUGGGUGCUGACUGCAGGACAUUGUAUUGACAACACCAAAGAUUUCCAGGUCGUUCUGGGAACUAUUGAUUUGGCGAAGCCUGAGACAUCACGGCAAACGCUGGAGGUUGUACAGACCAUUGUCCAUGAGCAAUACAGAGCGACACCUGAGUCGGUUUACAACGACAUCGCUCUGCUUAGGCUCAAAGCUAAAAAUGGCAAGUGUGCAGAGGAGAGCCAGUUUGUAAAGACAGCCUGCUUGCCGGCUGUAGAUUUUCAUGACGGAACCGAGUGCAGUAUCUCUGGAUGGGGAGCCACUUCUGAAUCACAACAUGGCUCCAGUCAGUUGCUGGAUGCUGACGUGUUGCUGAUUUCCCAGGACGUUUGCUCCAGCAUUAGAGUGUAUGGGAAAGACAUAGAUAACAAUAUGUUCUGUGCUGGUUACCUGGAGGGUGGUGUGGACUCGUGUCAGGGUGACUCUGGAGGGCCUUUGACCUGUGUGGAAAAUCAGGUGCACUAUAUCUACGGCAUCGUUAGCUGGGGUGACAAGUGUGGAUUGAAGAACAAGCCCGGGGUAUAUACUCGGGUCACAAACUUUGUGGACUGGAUCAACAGGAAAACAGCUACGGCGGGUGUAUGAAAUCUCGAAGUGUUAGAACAGUGUUGAUAAAAUAAAGACGGUAUUAGGUUUUAAAUAUGACAAAUUAAAUUAAAUGACAAAAAAAUUACGACAAAACUAAAGGGGCUAUGUUUUAAUUAAAUUCUCAGAAGAAUGUUCAUUGAGAACAUUGAGUUGUGAAAGUGAGUUGUCCUUCCAGAAACUGGUUAUCGGAACCAAAUAUAAAUAAAUAAACAAACAAAUAAACAAACAAAUAAACAAAUAAAUAAAUAAAUAAAAGUCUCAAAUAAAUGAACCAAA